AUGGUAAAUUCUCUGACUGAAAUCCCAGAAGUUCCACAAAAACUGAUUUUGGACAAAUUGGAUUUUCCCGCCAUCCUAUCCCUCCACAAAACGUGCAUCGACUACCGUAACCUGAUCGAAGACUACAAACCCGGAAAAUCCGAACUACAAAUUCAAAUUGAUUUGAAAAAAGAGUCAAUCGAUUACAAAUUAUCAUGGCCAGCAGAUCCGAGAAGUACAAAAACGAUGAAAAUGGGAUGGAAUGUUCGAGAAACUUACAAGAAUUUGAAUUUGAGCUACAGUAAUCUCGAAAAUGGAUGUCAAAUAAUUUGGAAAAAGGAGGAUUUGGAUCCGCGGAUUUUGUUUAAUGUUCAGAAGCCAAAAACCAAAAUUUUGAAGGACCAAAAAUUCUUGCCAACUUUUUUAAAGGAUUUUCAAAUUUUAAUGGACCUUCAAAGAACUACAGUAAUCUUUCGAAAAUUCGAAUUGAAUGUUCAAGAAAAUUGUGAAGAGGAAGCCGGAUUACUGUACUUGGAGCUGGAGAAAAUUUUCCGAAAAAAUCGAGGAAUAAAAAUCCGAAAAUUGCAAAUUCAAACUUUUGGAAAUCAAGGGGUAUUGGCAAUUUUGCCAUUCGUGAAUCCAGAAAAUUUGGAAAGGAUUUCAAUUGAAAAUGCCAAAAAAUCAGAAGAAUUUCUGGAAAAAAUGGAGGAAAUAAUGGAAUCUGAGCAAUGGAAAAUGGCGAAAAAUGUGGAUUUUCGAAGAUUUGUGGUCCCUUGGAAAUUGGAAAAAUAUUUGAAUUUCGAAAGUUUUUCAAUUAAUAUUCCUAGAAUUUCGAAUCAGGAUAUGGUGGAUUUGAGAAAUAGCAUUCUCAUUGGAGCGAAAUUCAAAACAUUUGGAAUUAAUUUCCAAAUUUUGGAGGACGACUACAAAUUAUUGGAAUCAGAAUUCGGAAGAAAUAUGACGACUCCACAACCAGAGCUAUCGAUUUUGGCCGCUUGGGAAUGGAAAUUUCCAGAAAAGAAGAGGAAUUUUGUGGCGUUUUUGGGCG
Messenger RNA from Caenorhabditis briggsae, 1027 nucleotides. The transcript has 3 exons. Gene Ontology annotation, biological process: innate immune response. The annotation marks the transcript as partial. NCBI's taxonomy places the organism in Eukaryota, Metazoa, Nematoda, Chromadorea, Rhabditida, Rhabditidae. The record is from RefSeq and is a predicted model, not a curated record.